Molecule: messenger RNA, 1094 nt
Organism: Seminavis robusta
Lineage: Eukaryota; Bacillariophyta; Bacillariophyceae; Naviculales; Naviculaceae
Source: the annotation of a GenBank genome assembly
GGAAACUCGGCGUCCCUAAUUGACAAGUUGCCGCCACUAUUUCGUGGAAGAUGGUCAAAUUCAUCAAAAAUUCGUCGAACUAAAACUCUUCCAUCAUCCACGCAUUACAUCGAUGCGUUGAGGGUGUCAUAGAAUAGACCAGAAUAAACCUCAAACAAUACAUUAGAAAAAGUGCACGACGCGACAACAACAAUGAUGCAACACCAACACCAUCAGCAACAACAACAACAACGAUGGUGGAGUCUGAUACCCACCUUUACCGCCAAGCUAGUGCUGGAAGUCUUUGGAGCGGCAGGGGCCAUUUGGGGAUUCAGUGAAGCUCUGGGUAUACGCACAGAGGAUACCGUUGGGUUCUGGAGACCUGCUGCCUUGUUUGUGGGAUUCCUUUUUGGGAUUCGAUGGAUAGUCCAAAUGGUGGACGCCUGUUCCAGUCUCAAUAACAACCAUACUCAUCAUGCUCAUCCGGUGGUGGAUGUGGAAGUGGGAUAUCCCAUGAAUAUGGAUCAGCACUGUCUGACACCCCGAACGCUGUUCUCGGCAGACGAACACGAGGCUCUACUAUUCAGCACGACAACUUCCAAACAACAACUACCGAUACGACGGUACGACAGUGCUGGACAUUUUUUCCAAUCCCCACAAAAGGGUGCACCCUUGUCGCCACAAAUUACAUCUUCUCCUUCCGGGUCUUCGGACGAUGAACAAAUAUGAAAUAUAUAUCUCUUCCAACGCUACCAUGUUCGGAUUGCCGAAUAUGGUUGUGCAACCUCCACACAAUCUCCUGAAUGAAUGUACGAAUAGACCUUGCUUUCGUGUCCAGCCAGAAGUUAUGUAUUUGUGGAUAUAUUUAUGGAUGUUCCGGAUACAAUGCUACUAUACCGUACCACCAUAAAGGCUGUAACAAUCUUCCUGCAUGGCCACUUUCCAAUGUGGCCUUUGCUAUGCUUUUUCUUUCCAACAUACUUGUCCAAAUAAAUAGUGCAUGCAGUAGAACCUAACUAUAAUAGUCAUAAACAACAGAACAAAAUGGGAUCUCCGUGCUGGCUUUUGCAGCCAUCCCUAUGUUCUAGCAAGGCAAGAGCUGACCACUUUAAAAU